AUGUCGAAUCAAAACAUCUUUGGAGAUCGCCUGUUGGAAUCUUUAGGGUUAAAGUACUUCGAUGAUAAUCAAUCGAAAGCUGAAAAUCCAAUUCCGCAGCGGGAUGCAAACCUCAGACAAACAUUGACUGUGUCUGAUCGAGACUCAAAAGAAAGUAGGAAGAUGCUCAAAAUCACAUUACUUACAGUGUUAUCAGUGAUUACUUCAUUUAUGAUGGGGGUGGCUUUCUUGUCGAUCUGUUUUACUUUUUCUUCAAAAAAAGAUGACCCGCUUUCUCUGAUCAUACUUGAAUUGCGAGAGACAAGCAAAUUAUUGAAGACAAAGGACUUCUCAGGAAAGCAUGUAGAAAGUUUCCGACUUUCCAUUGACUUGACCCUGAGUGCAACUCAUUGCAUAAUAAAAUCAGAGGACAAAAACCUUAUUCUAAGAGAACGCAUACAAAGUAUAUACAAGAACUUUCCAAAGUACCAAAUUUUUAAAUAUGGAGAGCAUGUAAUCAAGUUUCAAUUUAGGAAGUCCUUCCUGUUCAUUCUCGACAAAUUGUGCUCCUUUGAUUCUGGUGCCUUCUCUGAAAAGAAUAACAAUUAUUCUGCACAAGAAGAGAGAUUGCUGAUAUUAAAUAUUACAUCAGCGAUAGCUGAAUGGGAGCUGAGUUCAAAAUCCAACUUCGAUACUUAUAUAAAUGAGAUGAGAGCCAUGGAGGCUAUUGAAGCAUAUCUUUUGAGGUCCAUAGAAACGUACGAUUUAGGUGACUCUGUUUAUAUAACCAAUAAAGCCACCAGGGAGAUAUUUUUUGGCAAUUUUAAUAAAGACCCAUUUAUGUGA
This is a messenger RNA of Priceomyces carsonii, 825 nucleotides long. RefSeq lists its product as uncharacterized. NCBI's taxonomy places the organism in Eukaryota, Fungi, Ascomycota, Pichiomycetes, Serinales, Debaryomycetaceae. The transcript has a single exon. The record is from RefSeq and is a predicted model, not a curated record. Bases 1 to 825 code for a protein of 274 amino acids.